GAGAGAGAGAGAGAUCUUUGUCCGUGUUUGGUUGUGGUUUUGUUUCUUGGUGUUUAAUGCAAAGAUGGAGUGAGGACAUGGGAAGAUACGGGUGAAAUCUGGUCGGAUCUUGCUUUGCAAGGGGUCGGAUUUGGUGGGCCGGAAGGUGGCUUAUAUUUCGAUUGCCUUAGCUGUCUGGAAGAGUCCACUGGGAGCGAGAAGGAAAGUGGGAAGGGACGACCUCCACCUCUCCUGCUACUUCUGCUGCUGUUGUCCGUUUCCCCCGCCUUCUCCGUCUCUUGGCCCUCCUCGAAGCUGGUUGUUGUGGCGAGGAACUGGUCGAUGGCUGUUGAUGCAGAGGCCCAGUUCCAUGUCCUGGCCGUGGAUGACAGCCUCAUGGACAGGAAGCUCAUCGAGAGACUCCUCAAGACCUCUUCCUUUCAAGUCACCACAGUGGAUUCCGGGAGCAAGGCUCUUGAGGUCUUGGGGUUGAGCGAAGACCAAACAAGCCCAUCGGCUGUCUCACCAGAACACAAUGAGAUUGAGGUGAAUUUGGUCAUAACAGAUUACUGUAUGCCUGGGAUGACAGGGUAUGACCUCCUCAAGAAGAUUAAGGGAUCAUCAUCUUUGAAGGACAUCCCGGUGGUGGUCAUGUCAUCCGAGAACGUGCCUUCCAGAAUAAACAGAUGCUUAGAAGGUGGGGCAGAAGAGUUCUUUCUGAAGCCAGUGCAGCUCUCAGACAUGAAAAGGCUCAGGCCUCAUAUUCUUAAAGGGAGAUCAAAAGACCAACAGCUGCAACGAGAAGAAAACAGUAACACCAUCAUCAUCAGCAGCGGUGGCAGUAAAAGGAAAGCCAUGGAUGAGGAACCUUCACCCGAGAGGACAAGACUCAGAUUCUCCACUGGUAGCUUAACCAUAUUGUGAUAUGAAC
Molecule: messenger RNA, 910 nt
Organism: Musa acuminata subsp. malaccensis (wild Malaysian banana)
Lineage: Eukaryota; Viridiplantae; Streptophyta; Magnoliopsida; Zingiberales; Musaceae
Product: two-component response regulator ORR9
Biological process (GO): cytokinin-activated signaling pathway; phosphorelay signal transduction system
Source: RefSeq, a predicted model, not a curated record